UGUGAGCGGCUCCGAGUGUUUUUGAAGAAGUAACCUGCAGUUUUGUGAUGAGAACCUUUAACCAUUGAAAAGAUGGGUGUGAGUGACUGUGGCGUGUGUGGCAAGGGAGUGGGCAGGGGCAGCGCCGGUGUGUGCUGCGAGAGGUGUGAGGUGUGGUGCCACCAGCCGUGCGUGGACAUCAAGACCAACUCGCGGCUCCUGCAGCACACCCUGCUCAUCUUCCUAUGCCUGGCGUGCAAGAACGUGACGAAGGACGAGUGGCGAAGAGACAGGCAGAAGACGGACAAGAACGUGCAGACGGAGACCAGCAACGAGGAGAAGGCAGUCCAGACGACCCCCAAGGACACCCUGGAGGACAGGGGAGUCCAGACAACAGCCGUGGCUGCCCCCAAGGACACCCUGGAGGACAGGGGAGUCCAGACAACAGCUGUGGCUGCCCCCAAGGACACCCUGGAGGACAGGGGAGUCCAGACAACAGCCGUGGCUGCCCCCAAGGACACCCUGGAGGACAGGGGAGUCCAGACAACAGCCGUGGCUGCCCCCAAGGAGGACCAUGUGGAGAGAGAGGUUCAGACUGCUGAGACCCUCAAGGAAAGACCAGACCAAGCGACAGAAACAGCAAGGCCUAGACGGACAACAGAAAUGAAGGUGAAGAGGGCCCCCAUCCGUAUCAUUGGAGACAGUAUGAUGAAGAAUGCGCACUGGCACGUUAAGUGCAACAUGGACGGCAGUGGCUGCACCAGCAUGAGUGGUGCCCAGAUCAGGAACAUCAAGAAAAGAGUGCAGCAUGAUGCGGCCGACUUGAAAGACGGACUGCUGAUCGUCCAGGGUGGUGGGAACGCCCUGGAGUACGUCGGACAGGAAGACACAGUGAAGGACGUAGUAGACUCUGUGAAGGCAGUGGAAGGAAAAGGAAUGAAGGUUGCAGUUGUGGGAAUUAUGAGACGCCCAAGGGAAGGACCACAGUACGAGAGACUGCGCCGAUCUACAAACAAGAGGAUCCAAGAAGAAAUGAUGAAGAUGAAGAUUGAAUGGACGCGAGGGAAGAAGGGCGACGUCAGCUUCAUCGACAUGGACGGAGUCCUGAGGGGAGAUGCAGCGUUCGACGUGGAUGGCGUGCACCUGAGCGGCAACGGGAACAGGAGGAUGGGGGAGCGCCUGCGUGAAUGGGAGCUGCCGAUAUAAAGGCCUGGCUGGGGAGAAAUCCCGAGCCACCUGUGACAUCAAGAUCAAGAUCAAGAUCAAGA
This is a messenger RNA of Eriocheir sinensis (Chinese mitten crab), 1247 nucleotides long. RefSeq lists its product as uncharacterized. The record is from RefSeq and is a predicted model, not a curated record. The transcript has 2 exons. The coding region runs from base 73 to 1185 and encodes 370 amino acids. NCBI's taxonomy places the organism in Eukaryota, Metazoa, Arthropoda, Malacostraca, Decapoda, Varunidae.